UCACUGAAAUAAGUUUACCAGAAAUGAAAAUGGACGUUCAGUUUUUUGUUUUGUUCCUCCGUGUCGCCCAUCUAGCUGUCACAAACGUUCCAAACAUGUGUGGUCCUGAAUUAUGCUGCGCGGAUUAUUUCUAUGACAACAACACAUGUACAGAAUGCCCUCCUGGAACAUACAGUAGUAACUGUAGUGAAGAAUGUCCUGAAGGUCGUUAUGGAAGUAGAUGUAGGAAAUUAUGUCCAUCUGAAUGUGCCAGCAACUGCAGCAAAUCAACAGGGGAAUGUCAGGUUUAUACAGAGAAUAACCCUGACAAAACUCCAGCCUUAAAGAAUAACACCACUACCCAGCCUGAUACACAUAAAAACACUACCCAUAUCAGUAUUGAGAAAAAGAUAGAGGACUUUCUGAAGGAUAAGCUAUGGAUCAUUGCUGGAGCCACUUGUCUUCUUGUUAUCAUUUCAUGUUGUUGUAUUGGACUUUUCUUCUUGUGUAAGAUUUGUAAAGGCAGACAGGAGACAAAAGAAAAACUAGAUAACACCACACCAUCCAACCAGAAUCAACUUUCUUCGUACAGCGGAAGAUAUCUAAGUGACAUAAAUAUGCAAAACAACUCAACUAGCCCCAUGCUAUCUCCUCGUGCUCAAAAUUGUGGAAAAACUCAUUCUUCCACGAAUAAAAGCAAAAUAAACCAGCCGGAAGUAGAAUACAGUAAACCAAAACCAAACAAUCGCUACAGUCUAGUCCGGAAGUUAAAGGUUUCUCAGGAAUUGGCCUGCCCGGAAGUGUCAGUUGGAGAUGAUUUCGACAGUGACGAGUUUGAUGACUAUACAGAUACUAAUGGUGGCGUAGAAAUCUCCGGAAUCCCAAUGAAUCAGUCCUUCAAAACUUUCCGAUCCUCAGGUAUCAGCAAACAGAACAGAAAAAGAAAUAGAACCAACUAUGGACACAUUUAAUAGAUUCCAUUCUGAACCGAAUUGCCAUUACUUUCAUUAUAAUUCUUUUUCUACAUAAAAAAUAAUUUGAUGAUUUUUUUUCUUACUAAAAUACCAAUUGACACUCUUCUCUAAAAUAAUGAUCCCACCUCUGAUGCUCUAGAGAUCCUUGUUUGCUCUGCUCCAAAAUUUGUAUUGUAAAAUGGACGUCUGAGUUUGCUUGUUGUCGCGAUAAAACUCAUUUUUGUUAUAAUUUAAAGUUAUAAAAGCAUACCUAACAUAUAGAAAAAUCAUUAAAAUGUAUAAAUGUCUGCUAUGAUUACUCCGUACUGAACACCAGAAAAAAAGAGAUACCAAAAUGGUAAUGUAGAUAAUAUAUUUUGUUCAAAUGCUGACUGACGUUUUUCAUUCUAAUUGUAAGUACAUUAUCUAUACACUGAACUUUCGACGAAAAUUUCUUUUAUUUCCCAAUCAUGACAUGGUGUUCACGGUGGGCCUGACCAGUCGGCAGAAGAUGCUCACUCCUCAAUGUCACCUGAUCUCACCUCUGAUGUUUUGGAGGUCCGUGUUUGUUCUGCUUCUAUUUUGUAUAGUUUUAUAGACUUUUGAUCUUGAAUACUGUUUGAUAUCUCCAUAUGUUUCAAGUUUCAAGUAAAAAUAUAUUUGUUUUCAUGAUGUGUAAAACCCUUCAUGCUAGCUCAGUUGGUAGAGUGCUCGCUCUGUUAUCGGGAGGUCGUGAAUUCAAAUUUCGGCCGCGACUGAUACAAAAUAGAAAUAAUUCUUCCUUUGCAAUGCGUUCGGCAAUUUGAAGGGAAAGUUUCGGGUCCUUUAGAUGACACAUUAAAAACCGAGGUCCCGUGUUGCAGUAGGAGCUAGCACGAUAAAAAUCCGUAAAUGCUCAAUUUGGCCUCGUGUGCCGAGAAAAGAUAAAAAUUUGAAGCCCUUCUCCGGUAUAUGUUGACGUCUCUAUAUGAGUGAAACAUUCUCGAAUAAAACAUAUGAAGAUAUGAACAGUAUUCAAGAUCAAAAAUUCAAAAAACAAUACUAAAAAAGAGCAAAACAAACAUAGAACUUCAGAACAUCAGAGGUGUGAUAAGUGCCAUGGAGGAGUGAGCAUCCCCUGCAGACCGGUCAUACCCACCUUGUCCACCUUGUCAUGAUAGGGAAAUAACGGGAAAAUCCGUCUUCAAUUAAGUGUAUAAAAAUGGAGUGAUGAAGGAUAUGGAGAUAACGAACAGUAUUCAAUAUCAAAGUCCAUAAAACAAUACAAAACAAGAGCAGAGCAAACACGGACCUCAGAAACAUCAGAGGUGGGAUCAGGUGCCAUUGAGGAGUGAGCAUCCCCUGGUGACCGGUCACACCCGCCGUGUGCUCAUUGUCAUGGUCGUAAAAUAAAAAAAAAAUCCGUCGUCAAUUCAGUGUAUAAAUAAUGGACUAACAAUUGGUAUGAAAAACGUCAGUCAGCAUUUGACUCAAUGAUAAAAUGAUUUGCUGACAAGGUCAUUGUAUCGACCAUAGAACUUACGAAAUGAUAAAUUCAAAAGUAUUAAUCAUCAUAGAUUUCCUCGUCCGAUACAGAGUCUCUUUUAUUCAAAUGCCGCCUGUAUCAUUAAUUUUUUUUAUUCCUCCAACAUUUUUAAGAGUUUAUUUAGGGUUUAUUCCGGAUAUAACACAAAAAUUGCAUCGUUAUCCGCCACUCUGUCACGUUCUACAAUGUAAUUGAUCGUUUUUUUCUCUUUUUUUUGUUUUUAAUGAGGAUUACCUGUCUUGUCAAAUGAUUUAUUUUAUAUUAAGCCAGUAUUUUGAAUGGGAAUAAAUGUAACACUUCUUAAUUAUACAUCUUGGCUUUUUUGUAUUUGCCGCAUUUUACAGAGAAUAUUA
Molecule: messenger RNA, 2810 nt
Organism: Saccostrea cuccullata (small rock oyster)
Lineage: Eukaryota; Metazoa; Mollusca; Bivalvia; Ostreida; Ostreidae
Exons: 6
Coding region: 24-950 (308 amino acids)
Source: RefSeq, a predicted model, not a curated record